AAUAAAAAUUUAGCGGCCACCGACGACCGGCCGGCCGUGCACCCUUCGCACUACUACUGCGCCCGCGGACGGCGUCAGAGGAGCAGCACCCAGCAGCAUGGCCUGCACCAGGAGGCAGUUGUGGUGGGCAUGCCUGCUGGCGGCGUGGUGCUGCGCCGGCGCCGCCGCGGCCGCCCAGCCGCCGGCGGCGGACGCGGACCCGCUGCAGAGCAGGUGCCAGGGGGACUUUGGGAAGCUGACGGACUGCAUGGACUACGCGACGGGGCACGCGGCGUCGCCCUCGUCCACCUGCUGCGGCGACGCCGGCGGCACGCAGAAGGCGCGCCCGGAGUGCCUCUGCUACAUCAUCCAGCAGGUGCACGCGGGGCGCGACCAGGUGCAGUCGCUCGGCCUGCGCUUCGACCGCCUCCUGGCGCUCCCCGCCGCCUGCAGCCUCCCCAACGCCAACGUCUCGCUCUGCAUCAACCUGCUGAACCUGAAGCCGGGCUCGCCAGACUACGCGCUGUUCGCCAACGCCUCCAAGAUCACGCCAUCAGCCGGAGGCAGCCCGGCGAGCGACACCGCCGCCGGCAGCGCCGUUAUCAGGCUCCAGGCUGGGGUCCGAGGCAGCGUCGCGCUCGCCGUGGUCUCUGCGAUCGUCUCGUCAGUCUUCUGAUCCGACCGAUCUCCUCAGAGGACUAGAGGAGAAGCAGCGGUUCUUACACUCCGUGUGGAUUCGUCGUUCUCAUGUUGCGUUCCACUCGUCGAUGUCUAUUUUGUAUUUGUACCCCACAUAAAAAAAAUAGAUCCAGAUGAUACUUGUUUCCCCCGUCCCUGUGGCUUUAACUGUAACCUCGGAUGUUUGAAUUAGCUAAUUAUGUAUAACUCUCAUCGCGUCAA
Molecule: messenger RNA, 879 nt
Organism: Zea mays
Lineage: Eukaryota; Viridiplantae; Streptophyta; Magnoliopsida; Poales; Poaceae
Product: lipid transfer protein
Source: RefSeq, marked provisional